AUGUCUCCGAUCCAGGGCGACUACGUAGACUAUUUUAAUGACGAUAUUACGCAUGGGCACUAUUGGUUCAACAAGAUGCCUCUCUGGAUCUCAGCACGACGACUUGGAAGACCGGCAACCCGAUGGUCAGACUUCUUCACGAAGUCCUUCAAAGAAAAUUAUGGUGCUCUUCGUGUCCCACGCGAAAGGAGAAACCUCUGGGCUACUCUGGCACGCGCUCGGGAGAAAUGGAAGAAUAACUGGCGCCCGCUCGACCAGUUCGAAGAUCAGCGGGAGUCAAGAUGGAAAGAUAUUCGAAGUUUCGCCCCUCUGCAAUUAAACAUCACUGAAGCCGCUGCGUGUACCAAAGAAAGUAAAGGCGAUAUUAGAUGUACUACUGGACGACAGCCGUCACGCUGGUCAAAUUCAUCCGUAAAGUCCUUCAAAGUAAGGGUUGAUCCUCCUCGUGUCCCACGUGAAACCCCUCAUUGUGCAGCCCUGCAUGCACGACGAUCUUCCGACUGUACAAACUUUGAAUGUCCAAACCUCGUUCAUAAACUCCAUAAGCAGCUUUGUGCGCUUAUCUACAUGUACAUGAGAGUGCAAAAUUGUUUAGAAAAUGAUAGAAACCUCGGAUGA
Necator americanus (New World hookworm) is the source of this 618-nucleotide messenger RNA. RefSeq lists its product as uncharacterized. Lineage: Eukaryota; Metazoa; Nematoda; Chromadorea; Rhabditida; Ancylostomatidae. The record is from RefSeq and is a predicted model, not a curated record. Bases 1 to 618 code for a protein of 205 amino acids. The transcript has 6 exons.